Molecule: messenger RNA, 2718 nt
Organism: Orycteropus afer afer
Lineage: Eukaryota; Metazoa; Chordata; Mammalia; Tubulidentata; Orycteropodidae
Product: toll-like receptor 12
Exons: 1
Coding region: 1-2718 (905 amino acids)
Biological process (GO): inflammatory response; immune response; toll-like receptor signaling pathway
Cellular component (GO): membrane
Molecular function (GO): transmembrane signaling receptor activity; protein binding
Source: RefSeq, a predicted model, not a curated record
AUGGGGAAACACUUGCUGCUGCCCGGUCUGCUCCUGUCUCUUCCAAUGACCGCAGCCUGGACUGCUUCUAACUGCCUAGUGACUGAGGGUUCUCGGCUGCCUCUGGUCUCCCGAUACUUCCUGCUGUGCCCCAUGGACUCCAGCCUGCCCUUCCUUGCCUCAUGCAUCUUGGUGACCAAUCUAACACAGACCUUGGAGGCUGUGCCACAGCAUGUGGAGGGGCUCUGCCUCUCUGGUUCCAUUUCUGUCCUGCCCCCAGAUGCCUUCUCCCGCUUCCCUGGGCUCAAGGUCCUGGGGUUGAAUCUGCAUUUCACCCAGCUCCUGCCAGGAGCCCUCCGGGGCUUAGAGCAGCUGCAGCGGCUGCAUUUCAUAGGCCGCCGCACAGAUUUUCUAUAUUUACCCCCUGAUGCCCUUGGCAACCUGAGCUCCCUCCAUCACCUUGCUUUCAUUGGCCCUUGCCUGGAUGGGAGCUUGGGUGUCCGGCUCCCCCCCAGUCUACGAUGGUUGGGUGUGACGUACAGCUGCCUGCAGAAUGUGGGGGUGCUGGCUGAUAUUUUCCCAGACCUGGUGUUGGGCUCCUCCUCUGGGGAUGCCUGGUCCCUGGACACACUGGACUUGUCAUUCAACUACCGGCUGAACAUGACCAGACCUGGGGCCCUCCAGGGACUCCAGCUGAGGACUUUGCUUCUGGCUGACACAAAAAUGGAGGUAACUGCUGUGGUAGAAUCUGGGCUGCAGAGGCUGGAUGUCCUGUCUGUGAAGAAACCUAACAUGGUUGAGCUGCCUGCCAAGGUAAUUGCCCACUUUGAGCUGCAAGAGCUGCAUCUGCAACUUACCCGAAUAGGAAACAUAGCUCCUGAGGCUCUGAGUUCAUGUCACAGUCUGAGGAGCUUGACUCUUCAGAACAGUUUUCUGAGUGACCUGCCACCAGGCUUCCUAACUGCCAUGCCGAAACUUCAGACACUAAACCUGGCAGCCAACAAAGUCAAGAUUGCCAUGCUGUGCACGAAUGGGACAGAGGCUGAGUCAGGCCUGCAGACCCUGGAUCUGUCCCAAAAUGGGCUGUAUACUAUUCCCCCAGACACCUUCUCCUGUUUGCCCCACCUGCGGGAGCUAUUACUUCAAGACAACAAGCUGGCUUACCUGGACAGUCAGGUGUUCCAGGGCCUGAGGAAGCUGGAGACAUUGGACUUGAGCGGGAACCUACACAUAGCCCUGGGUGAGGACUGGCUGGCUUCUCUACCCGCACUGACAACCCUAAACCUCCUAGACACUCAGAUGGUGCUGAACUUAACCUUUGCUUUCCGGGAUCUAGAAAGGCUGCACAACUUGAGACUGAGGCUCCCUUCUGGGCCACCCUGGAAGUUGCUUCUGCCUGUGGGGUUGGUCAGCUUGGAGCUUCAUACAAUCUCAGGCAUGAAGCCUUGGAUGCUGGUUCCUGAUGUCUUUCCAGUCUUACAGACCCUGACCCUAAAAGGCUGGGGACUGCAGCUGGAGGUACAAAAUGUCUCCAAGAUAUUUCCUGUUCUUCAUCAACUCUCCCUGCUUGGCAAUAGCUUGGAGGCCCUCUGCUCACAGGGUACCUCCAGCUUCUUCCUCUGGCAGCUCCCCAGGCUCAAGCAGUUGUGGGUAAGGGGCUCUGGGCACAGCCUUAGACCCUGCUGCAUCACAGGGCUGCCCAGCCUGCAGGAGCUGAAGCUGCAAGGUCUGCAGUCCCGUGCCCAGCCACGCCCAGUGCGGCUUGAGGAGCUGGUGGGUGAGUUGCCCAGGCUGGAGGUGUUGCAGCUGCAACAAACAGGGCUGGAGACACUGUCUGCUGCUGCUUUCCAGCGCCUUGGCAGUCUCCAGGUCUUAGUGCUAGACUGGGAGAAAGGCAUUGUGCUGGAUGACAGCCUCCAGGAACAAAGCCCCCAGAUGCCCCAGUACAUGUAUUUUCUGAUUGCGUCCUUGGCUUGCCAGUGUGCCAAUGCCUGGGUAGGUCACUGGCUCGAGCGGUCCCCCAGAACAUAUGUGCACAUAGUAUCACCCCAGCUGUGCCAGCCAGAAGCUGGAGGCGGCUCCAAGAGUCCCCUUUUCCCUUUUCUCAGAAGCCACUGCCCCAAGACUUUGGAGCUAGGGCUCUUUUUGGGCAGCUUUGUCCUGGUACUUCUGCUGAUCUUCUGGCCAUUGCUACAGGAGGCCAGGAACUGGAUCCGUUAUCUCCAGGCCUUGUUCAGGGCUUGGCUCCAGGGUCUGAGGGAUCAGAGGGGUGAGGAUAAGUUGUUCCUUUAUGAUGUGUUUGUGUCCCACUGCAGGCAAGACCAGGGCUGGGUGGUCCAGGAAUUGCUGCCCACUCUGGAAGGCUGCCUUCCGGCUGGCUGGGGCCUGCGUGUCUGCCUUCCUGAGCGGGAUUUUGAGCCAGGCAAAGACGUGGCAGACAAUGUGGCAGACAGCAUGGUGGGCAGCCGAGUCAUGCUUUGUGUGCUGAGUCAAGAGGCUCUGUGCACACCUCGCUGCCGCCUGGAGCUCCGCUUGGCUACCUCCUUCCUGCUGGCUGCCCCCUACCCACCAGCACUGCUGCUGGUCUUCCUGGAGCCUGUCUCCCUCCACCAUCUCCCCCGCUACCAUAGACUAGCCUGGCUGCUCCGCCGAGGAGACUACUACAUGUGGUACAAGGGAGAUGAAAGAAAGGACAACUUCUGGGCUUGGCUGGGGAGCAGGCUGCGGCAGCCUGGGUAA